CUCCUGGUCCCGCUGGAAGACCUGGCAUCCCGGGGGACAAAGGUGCCAUUGGGAUGCCUGGACGUGUGGGAGUAAAGGGCCAACCAGGCGAGAAGCUCCUUUCUUUCCCUCCUCCUUUGCCCAACGCCCACUCCGGGCCCCUGUCCCUCUCCCUCUCCCCUCUCUGGCUCCCACAGGGGGCCCCAGGAGAUGCCGGCGUGUCCAUCAUCGGCCCCCGAGGCCCCCCAGGUCAGCCGGGCACUCGAGGUUUCCCUGGAUUUCCGGGUCCCAUUGGGCUCGAUGGCAAACCGGGCCACCCCGGACCCAAAGGGGAGAUGGGCCUGACGGGUCCCCGAGGACAGCCGGGACCUCAAGGACAAAAAGGAGAAAAGGGUCAGUGUGGAGAGUACCCACAUCGGCUGCUGCCUCUCCUCAAUUCAGUGCGUCUGGCUCCGCCCCCAGUCAUAAAAAGACGGACCUUCCAGGGGGAACAGGGCCAGGCCGGCAUCCAAGGCCCACCAGGGCCACCAGGCCCCCCUGGACCGAGCGGACCCCUGGGGCCCCCAGGACUGCCAGGGCCCAUGGGGCCAUCAGGCUUACCCGGGCCUCCUGGACCAAAGGGAGACCCAGGAGUCCAGGGCUACCACGGCCGGAAGGGAGAACGGGGCAUGCCAGGGAUGCCCGGCAAACACGGAGCGAAGGGAGCUCCUGGAAUUGCUGUGGCUGGGAUGAAGGGUGAGCCAGGGACCCCAGGAGCCAAGGGUGAAAAGGGGGCGGCAGGCUCCCCUGGGCUACUCGGCCUCCUGGGGCAGAAGGGAGAAAAAGGCGAUGCCGGCAACUCCAUUGGAGGGGGCAGAGGGGAGCCCGGCCCCCCAGGGCUGCCCGGGCCCCCUGGGCCAAAGGGAGAAGCUGGCAUUGAUGGCCCGGCCGGCCCCCCAGGACGGCAAGGAGACAAGGGGGAGCCUGGAGCACCUGGAAACCAGGGACCAGCCGGCCCCAAGGGCACCAAAGGGGAACCAGGGAAAGGAGAGAUGGUGGACUACAACGGAAAUAUCAACGAGGCUCUCCAGGAGAUCCGAACGCUGGCGUUGAUGGGACCCCCCGGUCUUCCCGGACAAAUCGGCCCACCCGGAGCCCCAGGGGUCCCAGGCCAGAAGGGGGAGAUCGGACUGCCAGGCCCUCCAGGACACGAUGGAGAAAAGGGACCUCGAGGCAAGCCAGGAGACGUGGGCCCUCCUGGUCCCCCAGGCCCCCCAGGAAAGUCUGGGCCUGCAGGAAUGAAGGGAGAAGACGGACACGCAGGAAGCCCGGGAGAGAAGGGGGAGAAAGGGGAGAUGGGACAGGCGGGCCCACCGGGUCUAGACGGCCCAACUGGGGAGAAAGGAGAACCAGGUGGCCAAGGGAGGCCUGGAGCAACAGGAGUCCCCGGCCCUAUCGGGCUCCCGGGAUUUACAGGAGAGAAAGGAGAGCCCGGGGAGAAGGGGGAGCCAGGAGUGGAGGUUCCUGGGCCUCCAGGGCCAGAGGGGCCCCCGGGACCUCCGGGGCUCCAAGGUGUUCCCGGACCAAAGGGGGAAGCAGGACUAGAUGGAGCAAAAGGAGAGAAGGGUGUCCAGGGAGAGAAAGGAGAUCGCGGGCCGCUGGGAUUACCCGGAGCUGCAGGUUUGGACGGCAGGCCUGGGCCACCGGGUACUCCAGGACCAAUCGGAGUCCCAGGCCCAGCGGGACCAAAGGGCGAGAGGGGCAGCAAAGGCGACCUGGGGAUGACAGGACCAACAGGAGCGGCUGGGCUUCCUGGUUUACAUGGACCACCCGGGGACAAAGGAAACCGGGGGGAGAGGGGGAAGAAAGGCUCUAGAGGGCCUAAAGGGGAUAAGGGAGACCAAGGAGCGCCUGGAUUAGAUGCCCCCUGCCCGUUGGGACACCGAGGUUUUAAAGGAGAAAAAGGGGAGCCGGGGUUACCAGGGCUGGACGGACUGGAUGCCCCAUGCCCAUUGGGCGAAGAUGGGUUGCCAGUCCAGGGCUGUUGGAACAAGUGAUGCCUCUAACCUGGGAUGGCCUGUGUGUGUGUUUGUGCAUAGAAUAUUUAUUUUUAUACAGUUUUCACUUUUUGAAAAUGCCAGAAGUAUGAUGCAUCUUACAGAUUAUUAAAAAAAAAAAGAAAAAAGAAAAACCUGCAUAUUUUGUACAGAAAAUGCCAGCCUCCUUCCGUUUGUUUACAAGAUGUUUUGUAUAAGUCUACGACUCUAAUACACUUUUUGUUUAUGAGUAUGGGCAUACGUUUGCAUGAUAUUUGUGCACACUUAUUAAGUCCUGAAGCUUAAUAAAUUAUUGUGUUCUGGUGCCAAAGGGGGCCAACCCAGCACCGAGGUGCUCGCUAGUUUACGUGUGAAUUCACAGGGACGUGGGGGUCAGUGGUGUUUGCCAACCAGGUGUGUCUAAGAAUUUUUUAAACUCUUACGGAUUUUCACCAUUAAAAAAAAAUGAAACAUGGCAA
Mustela lutreola (European mink) is the source of this 2473-nucleotide messenger RNA. RefSeq names its product collagen type XIII alpha 1 chain (gene COL13A1). The transcript is spliced from 40 exons. The record is from RefSeq and is a predicted model, not a curated record. Bases 54 to 2015 code for a protein of 653 amino acids. NCBI's taxonomy places the organism in Eukaryota, Metazoa, Chordata, Mammalia, Carnivora, Mustelidae.